AUUAUUUCCGUACCGACGGACUGGGGAUCCUAUGCGAGUCACAGAACCUAUCGAUAUUUUAGUCUAUUAUCAAAUCAUUAGUAGAACUGCGGGCUAUCGUUUGGAUUUUGGAAUGAUGUUGAGAUGAAACCAGAGUCUCUUUCCUUGGAUCUCUGAAUCAGAAACAAAGAUGUUUCGAGCUCUGCUUUUGUUUCUCUCUCUAGGGUUCUUCUUGGCGUUUCAGUUUGUGGUUUCAGAGAUUCAACUGGGUUCUAGACUUGUUGUUGGUGAAAACAGCUUGUGGGUAUCCAACAAUGGUGAUUUUGCUCUAGGGUUUUUCAAUCCCCCUGGUUUGCCUAACCGGUUCAGCAUUGGUAUCCGGUUUAACUCCAAUUCAAUUCCUUUUGAUCAACGGAAGGUCGUUUGGGUUGCUGGAGCAGAUGUUGUCGUUUCUGAUAACAGCUCUUACUUUGAGCUCACUCGUGAUGGAGAGUUGGUUUUGUGUGAUUCUUCGUUGGGUGUUCCGGUUUGGAACAGCAAGACGAACCGGUUCUCUGUAUCCUCUGCUUUGCUUCGUGAUGAUGGUAAUCUUGUGUUGUUGAAAGAUAGAGAAGAGAUUGUUUGGCAAAGCUUUGGUACUCCUACUGAUACUCUGCUUCCAAACCAAAAGUUACCAGCUUCUGAGAUGUUAAGAGCUGCUAGUGAUUCGAGGUCUAGUUAUUACAGUCUUCACUUGGAGGAUUCGGGGCGGUUAGAGCUGAGAUGGGAGAGUAGCAUUACUUUCUGGUCAAGCGGAAACGAAGCUGUGAAGAAGAAGAAGAAGAAGAUUGGGGCUGUUCUUACUUCUGAGGGAGCUCUGUUUCUUGAGGAUCAAGAUCUGAUGAGACCUGUUUGGUCUGUUUUUGGGGAAGAUCAUAACGACACUGUGAAGUUCCGGUUUCUCAGGCUUGACAGGGAUGGUAAUUUGAGAAUGUACUCGUGGAAUGAGGAUUCAGGGAUUUGGAAACCGGUUUGGCAAGCUGUUGAGAAUCAGUGUCGUGUUUUCGCGACUUGUGGAUCGCAAGUUUGUUCCUUUAACAGUUCUGGAUACACCGAAUGCAGUUGCCCUUUUAAUGCUUUUGUAUCGGCCUCGGAUCCUAAAUGCUUGGUGCCUUAUCAGAAGCCCGGCUGCAAAUCUGGUUUCAACAUGGUGAAAUUCAAGAACUUGGAGUUGUAUGGGAUCUACCCGGCUAAUGAUUCUGUUAUUUCUCAGAUUAGCUCCCAGAGAUGCAAGAAGUUGUGUUUAGAGGAUUCUGCUUGUACUGCAGUUACUUACACGAAUGAUGGGGAUCCUCAAUGUCGCAUGAAGUUGACCCGAUAUAUCAGCGGUUACUCUGAUCCGUCUCUGAGUUCGAUAUCAUAUGUUAAAACAUGUUUGGACCCGAUUGCUGUUGAUCCAAAUGACUCUAAAGAGUCACCAGUGACUGUAACAAAGUCUCACAGUAUCUGUCUUCCUUGUCUUGUCGGCGCAACUUCCACUACACUUGUUCUGUUUCUUGGAUUUCAGCUCGGUAUCGUUGUGUACAUGUACCAGAGGAAGAAGAAGCUAGCUAAGAAGAAAGCUGAUCGAUUCUCCAAAGCGACAAAUCCGAAAGGUCUGAUGAUAUUCUCUGUCGAUGAGAUUGAGGCCAUGACCGAUAACUUUGACCAUAACAUAGGACCUCAGAUAUUCAAAGGGGUUAUGCCGGAGAAUGAUCUUGUUGCUGUUAAAGAAGUGGAAGCAACAUUAACAGAAGAAAGGAAGUUUAGGAGCUCUGCAUCAAAAAUAGGAACAAUGCAUCACAAGAACCUAGCAAAGCUUGAAGGUUAUUGCUGCGAGCUAGGCAGGAGGUUUCUGGUUUACGAAUACGCUAAGAACGGGUCUAUACUUGACCACAUUGUUGACCCUUUACGAAGCAAGAAACUAACUUGGAGAAUAAGAACUGAAACCUGCUUAAGCGUGGCUAAAGCUCUCUGUUACCUCCACACGGAAUGCAGAGAAUUUGUCAGUCAUGGGAACUUGAACUGCGGAAACAUUCUGCUCGGGGAGGCUUUGGAAGCUAAGUUAACAGAAUAUGGCUUCGGUUUAUGUGCUGCAGAUAAAGACGUUGAAGAUUUUGGAAAGACUGUUUUAGCUCUAAUAACGGGUAGGUACGAACCAGAAGGAGUAGUGAGUGAAUGGGUAUAUAGAGAAUGGAUUGAAGGGAGGAAAGAAACCGUUGUAGACAAAAGAUUAGAAGGAUGUUUCGAUGUGGAGGAGCUUGAGCGGGUUUUGAGAAUCUCAUUUUGGUGUGUUCAGAUGGAUGAACGAUUAAGACCAUCAAUGGGGGAAGUGGUGAAGGUUUUGGAAGGUACAUUGUCCGUUGAUCCACCACCACCGCCUUUUGCUUGUGCAAGAUCAUCGCCCACUAACUCGUCAGAGUCUAGUCAAUCCUUGUACGAGCCAUAAAGGCUCUAGUUAGUAAAGUUUGUAUAGUUUUGAGGAUGUGAUUUAACAACAAUUGUAGUAGUGAAGGCUGAUGAUUCUUGUUUCAUUUUUUCUGUAAGGUUAGCUUUGAUCUUUGAUUCUGUAAAAGUACCUUUUGCUUAAAAGCUGAACCAAUUUUCUGUUGCAAAGCAUCUUUAAUGGGCCUCAAAGCGUUCAUGGGUUUUUCGUAUGGACCAAUUAGAGGAUGGUGUUUACUCAUCAGCACCAUGGUAAGAACCAAGUGAAUCAAGUUCUGAGAUUCUU
Arabidopsis arenosa is the source of this 2728-nucleotide messenger RNA. The record is from the annotation of a GenBank genome assembly. NCBI's taxonomy places the organism in Eukaryota, Viridiplantae, Streptophyta, Magnoliopsida, Brassicales, Brassicaceae.